UUUCAGGCUGCUUUAAGAUAUUGGAAAGUCAGAAGAAUAAAGGAAAGCAAUACUGCAAAAUAUUAAUUCUUUAAUCUGAAGGCUCAGUGGAGCCAUCAUGAGCGAUGUUACAAUUGUGAAAGAAGGCUGGGUUCAGAAAAGAGGGGAAUAUAUAAAAAAUUGGAGGCCAAGAUACUUCUUGUUGAAGACAGAUGGCUCCUUCAUAGGAUAUAAGGAGAAGCCUCAAGAUGUGGAUCUACCAUAUCCUCUUAACAACUUUUCAGUAGCAAAAUGCCAGCUAAUGAAAACAGAGAGACCAAAACCGAAUACAUUUAUUAUCCGAUGUCUUCAGUGGACCACUGUGAUAGAAAGAACAUUUCAUGUAGAUACUCCAGAAGAACGGGAAGAAUGGACAGAAGCCAUCCAAGCAGUAGCAGACAGGCUUCAGAGGCAAGAAGAGGAAAGAAUGAAUUGUAGCCCAACAUCCCAGAUUGAUAAUAUUGGAGAGGAAGAGAUGGAUGCCUCAACAACCCACCAUAAAAGAAAGACAAUGAAUGAUUUUGAUUACUUAAAACUACUUGGCAAAGGCACUUUUGGCAAAGUUAUUCUGGUCCGGGAGAAGGCAAGUGGGAAAUAUUAUGCUAUGAAAAUUUUAAAAAAGGAAGUUAUUAUUGCAAAGGAUGAAGUGGCUCACACACUUACAGAAAGCAGAGUAUUGAAAAACACUAGACAUCCUUUUUUAACAUCUUUGAAAUAUUCAUUCCAGACCAAGGAUCGUCUGUGUUUUGUGAUGGAGUAUGUCAAUGGAGGAGAGCUGUUUUUCCAUUUGUCGAGAGAGCGGGUGUUCUCUGAGGAUCGCACACGCUUCUAUGGUGCAGAAAUUGUGUCUGCUUUGGACUAUCUGCAUUCUGGAAAGAUUGUAUAUCGUGAUCUCAAGUUAGAAAAUCUAAUGCUGGAUAAAGAUGGACACAUAAAAAUUACAGAUUUUGGACUUUGCAAAGAAGGAAUCACAGAUGCAGCUACUAUGAAAACGUUCUGUGGUACUCCAGAAUACUUGGCUCCAGAGGUUUUGGAAGACAAUGAUUACGGUCGCGCAGUGGAUUGGUGGGGUCUUGGAGUUGUUAUGUAUGAAAUGAUGUGUGGCAGAUUGCCAUUCUACAACCAGGACCAUGAGAAACUUUUUGAACUAAUUCUAAUGGAAGAUAUAAAAUUUCCUCGAACUCUCUCAUCUGAUGCAAAAUCAUUGCUUUCAGGUCUCCUGAUAAAAGAUCCAAAUAAACGUCUUGGUGGAGGACCAGAUGAUGCUAAAGAAAUUAUGCGACACAGCUUCUUUGCUGGAAUAAAUUGGCAAGAUGUAUAUGAUAAAAAGCUUGUCCCUCCUUUUAAACCUCAAGUGACAUCUGAGACAGACACUAGAUACUUCGAUGAAGAGUUUACUGCUCAAACUAUUACAAUAACACCACCUGAAAAAUAUGAUGAAGACGGCAUGGACUGCAUGGACAAUGAGAGACGGCCACAUUUCCCUCAGUUUUCUUAUUCUGCAAGUGGACGGGAAUAACUUCCUGUUUUGUAUUCCUGCUAUACAGACAUACUCGAUUUAUCACUGAAAAUGAUUCCUGAACAUCACCACCAGUCCUUGCUAUUAUUUAGGAGAGCAGAGCACUUUCAGAAAGCAUUCCAAAUUGACCAAGUUCCUUUUCUGACGAAUCAGUUUAUUUGAUUUAUCUGCAUGAGAUUUUAUAUUGGUCUAAGUUGACCUGCUGUUACUGCUGUCUCAGCAUGAAAGUCACAGCAAAAAGCAUUCCCCAAAUAUGGUGAUAUUAGAUCGCAAAUUCUCAGUUGUGCACAGCCAGCUCUCGUUCUCUUGCCUUCACAGAGCAGAGGCUAAAGGGCAUGUUGGUCUGUGGUGCAGUCCUCCCUCCCUUUUAGAAAAAAGGCAGAUCAUAAUUCUAAAACGUGACUAAUUAGGAUGUUUCCUCAAGCCAAUCGGAGCUUGAAAGAACUAGGAAAUAUUAGGUGGUGGUGGUGUACAU
Messenger RNA from Python bivittatus (Burmese python), 2012 nucleotides. NCBI's taxonomy places the organism in Eukaryota, Metazoa, Chordata, Lepidosauria, Squamata, Pythonidae. The record is from RefSeq and is a predicted model, not a curated record.